GUCGACGAUCGCGGGGCAUUCUGUGGUGGAGAUCACGCGCCACUGAAAAAAGCGAUGAAGACAGAGUGAGUAGUCGACAGUAGGCUACGUGACAUUGACUUUGUACACCAUGUAGAUAUACACGGCCCCGGGCUUCAAUCGAUUUGACUCUUGCCUUGGAGCUGGUCCGAGAUAGCUUUUUUACUUAUCUGUCUUGGUCCGUUCCUGUAAUCCACCAGUCCGCUGUACAGUAGAUGCUCCCGACCGAGAAGGAGCAAGUUAGUAUCAACGUUUCAACGGUUUGUCAAGAAGGGAAAAUCGAAGGCAGGCGUAGUUACCAGCGUAAGACUAGUAGUCGCCCAUCUUCAGUCCACCGCAGAAUUAGGAACUCGUUUCGCUGCAUGCUAGGCUAGUAGUAGUACAAGUAGCUAAGACCCAGUGACUUCUAGAUUCUAGAAGUCACUGUAGAACCAGUUUGUAGAAGCCCAGCCUAGCCACUGUUUGAAAACUUUGAAGGCGUGCUCUGUGUAGAUAACGUUCCUUGCGCAGACCAUCGCUCACUCGCCACACGCUGGUGUGAGCUAGCGCACCCUUCACUUCAGCUGAUCACCGCGGCUUAGCGAAAGCUGACUGAUUUCGCCCCUCUGCCAGCGUCAGUAGCACGAUACUAAUUUCAGUGCGCCGGCCGGCCGUGUGCAAGUAUUGCUGGUACUAAGGUCUGACCCUAAUGUGCAACAUUGCUAGCCAAGAACUGAUGUGCAGUGAAUGAAGCCUGAUUGUCAAUUCUUACACGACAACAAAUGUGUGGACCUUACACACUGUACCGGCAGAUGUAAAGGUUGCGACAGCGUAGCAAGGAAAGGAACUGAUCACUGCAGUGAAUGAGGCAUUGUCAACUCUUGUAUGUUGGAGUGACCUGGAUGACUAGCCAAGCUGAGUUUCUGGUAAUCACAUAAUCCAGCCGUUCAACGCCUAGCAGUUGCUUUCAUCUCCCGAUGAUAGCGAAAACUACUCAGACCAUGACUGCAGUGAAGAGUGUAUGAACCGUGCUACAAUAACCGGUUUAUCAUCGUCCUGAAAGUACUUCAAAAUGUCUAACAACAAUCCGUUUCACCUGGUUAAGUUUGUGUGUGACAUUCAACCAUGGUUGAACGAAGUUGACGCAGAUCGACUGCGACAGAUGGUGAUCAAGAAACAUCUCAUAAGUGACAGCGCAUCAAUAGAGAGACUAAAGAGAAUUCUGUCCCGGGAUGGACAAUCUGCUCAUAAUGAGGAGCUCAUCAAGUUGCUCAGCGCUGGUGGCCAAAAGACUUAUCGUGUUCUCGGUGUUGUCAUUGAGGAACUUGGGUAUGUGGACAGGAGCAAGGAAAUGCUCUCCAUUUUGUCCCACACAGACGAGGAUGAGAAGUCGUACGGCGAUCCAUUCCAACAGCGUGAGUUUCUAACCGAUAUUUUGCCUUGGUUGGCCAAAUUACCAGCUGGAGCAUUUCGUAAAAGAGCGCAAGAGGUCGGGUUCUUGACCGAUCUGCAGCAGAUAGAAGACUUAAAGAGGAUUGAGAGACGACAUGGACCGCGCACUCACAACGAAGAGUUGAUCAACAUUGCAAGUAGCGAUGAACGGGCCGGCUACAUCGAGCUGGUGAAGGCCAUCCAACUCUGGGGUAACUAUCCCGACAAGGUCGACAAGAUGAACCAGCUUCUGCCACGAUGGGCUCGUGUGUUAAUGGAGGCCAAACAUCAGCAGCAAGCAGGAGGCCAAACAGCAGCAGCAAGCAGGUAUGUGACAAAUCAAUUCUCAAACUUCUUCCCCUCCGAUUGCGUUAAGUUUGAGUUUUACAGAGUUCAAUGCCAUGACUUUAGCUGAAAAAAGUUUUUUUUGCAGAUUCAGUUACAUGUACUUGUGGUCUGUGGACUGACUGACU
Molecule: messenger RNA, 1901 nt
Organism: Sycon ciliatum
Lineage: Eukaryota; Metazoa; Porifera; Calcarea; Leucosolenida; Sycettidae
Exons: 8
Coding region: 1070-1843 (257 amino acids)
Source: RefSeq, a predicted model, not a curated record